This is a messenger RNA of Sardina pilchardus (European sardine), 1089 nucleotides long. Its product is annotated as troponin I, slow skeletal muscle-like. The coding region runs from base 109 to 588 and encodes 159 amino acids. Gene Ontology annotation, cellular component: troponin complex. The record is from RefSeq and is a predicted model, not a curated record. The transcript is spliced from 6 exons. Gene Ontology annotation, biological process: cardiac muscle contraction; skeletal muscle contraction. NCBI's taxonomy places the organism in Eukaryota, Metazoa, Chordata, Actinopteri, Clupeiformes, Clupeidae.
CCUGUGGUUUCUGUUCCAUAGCAUUUAGAGAGAUGAUAUAUGAUAUAAACACUAUAUUUUCUACUACAGAAAAAGAAGAUCAGCUCAGGUCGCAGACUGGGGUUGAAGAUGAAGAUGCUGUAUACAGCAUUCGAUAUGCUGACCGUGGAGAAUGAGGACAGGGAGAAAGACAAAGAGAACACCCUCGCUGAACGCGUCCCUCCACUCAAGCUGUCAGGCCUGUCUGUGCAGGAGCUCCAGGAUCUAUGCAAAGAUCUGCAUCACAAAAUUGAUGUAGUUGAUGAGGAACGCUAUGAUGUUGAAGUGAAAGUGGGCAAAAAUGAGAAGGAGAUUAAUGAAAUGAAGCUGAAGGUGCAAGAGUUGACGAGGAAGAAGCCUACUCUGAAGAGAGUGAAAAUAUCUGCAGAACAAUUGCUAUCUGUUCUCCUGGGCGGCAAGCACACACAGACCAUUGACUUCAAGGCCAACCUCAAAACAGUCAAGAAAGAGGAGGAGAAGAAAGAGGAGGUGACCGACUGGCGUAAGAAUGUGGAGGCCAUGUCUGGCAUGGAGGGCAGGAAGAAGCUGUUUGACGCUGGUGCACAGUAACAGAAUCUUAAAAUGGACUCGACUUGACUUGACUGAUGAAGUUGAUUUUUAUCACCUUCUCUCAUGAGAUUUUUUUCAUGUGAACAUUAGUGUUAUGAAAUGUCUACAUUGCCUUUCUAACAAUAGUGUCCAGCCAUGUACAAUUUUAGUGAUGUUUAAACCCAGGAAGAGUGCAAUGAUAUGGAAAAUAUUUGAACAAUGAAUGAAAUGUAAAUUCAUUUGCAUAAUGGGGAAAAUGGGACACUCAAAUAUUACAUACAACUACUGGUUUUAUUUUAUAAACACAUAUUGUUUUGCUUUUUUAUCCAAGGCUUUUAUAGGAGGUAUUAUUGUUAUCUGUUUGUACUGUAUUGUAUUUGUGAUGUAUAUUGGGUGCACACAAUGUGUGGACAUCUAUUCAGCUGAGUUUAAUAUAAAUGCAUGGCCUCUGUUUAUAGCUACUGAGCCACUUAAUGUGCUCCUAUUAAAAAGAAAUUCGGCCUUUCAAAUGGCUGCAAUUCA